AUGUCGACUGACAUUGACAUUGCCAGCGCCGUCGACGCCGAACGUGGCAGCGGACCUGCCACCGCCUCCGCCUCCACCUCGGACGUCGCCGCGCACGACGAUGGCGGCCUGUCCAAGGAUCAGAUCGAGUGCGCCAAGCAGCCUCCGCCCGCAUUUCUGCACUCGCCGCCUGACAGCAACGAUGCCAACAAGUCGGAUGCGAGCGACUCGGAGCUGAGCGACCUCGACGAUGAACCCAUCCUGGACGACCCCCCUGUCGUCCCGCCCGAACUGCAGUACCGCCCGGAGCCACAACCCCAAGAUGCGCAAGACGCGCAAGAGCAGGAGCAGGCCAUGGAAGAGGACAUCGGCGAGGUGUUGCCGGACCACUGGUCUGGGGCCGUGCCCGUCUUCCGCCCGACCAUGGACCAAUUCAAGGACUUUCAGCGUUUUAUGGAAAAGGUUGAUAGCUACGGAAUGAAGUCCGGCAUCAUCAAAGUCAUCCCACCACAAGAAUGGAAAGAUGCCCAGCCUCCUCUCGACGACCUCGUCAAGCACGUUCGGGUGCGCGAGCCCAUCAAACAGGACAUCAUGGGUUCCAACGGGACCUACCGGCAAGUCAACAUCUUGCACGGACGCUCGUACAACGUACCUCAGUGGCGACAGCUUUGCGAGCAGAGUGAGCACCAGCCGCCCGCGAGACGCGGCGAGCGCCGAGCCAAUGCCGAUAAGCCGAAGCCUCCGCGACGCCCUGCCGCCCCCAAGUCGGCGAGCGACCCGUCUACUCCUAAGAAGCGUGGAAAGGGGAGGCCGGCCCGAGGCAAGGGCAAAGCGACGCCGGCAGAUGAGGAGGACGAACGGCCCAUGACACCAGUCUCACCAAAGGCUGAGCCGCAGACCGGCGAGGAGGUGCCCGUUGACUCUAUCGAAAAGGACCCCGCAGAGGACGUCGGUGACAACGAUGACACGAAACGCCCGGCGGGCCGAAUGGGCGGCUCUAGGCAGGCCAAAGCGAAGACCCAGUCUGUCUCUGCGCGUCGCAAGUACAGCCGCCGCGAAGGCUCGGCAAUGAUUGACGAGGCCGCUUUCAAAGAUUUCGACUAUCGCAUGGACAUUUCCGAUUACACGCCCGAGCGGUGUGAGGAACUCGAGAGGGCGUACUGGAAGACGCUGACGUACGCUGCUCCCCUCUACGGUGCCGACAUGAUGGGAACACUGUUCGACGACAGGACCGACAUCUGGAACCUCAACAAGCUCCCCAAUCUGCUAGAUGUGCUAGGCACCAAGGUCCCUGGAGUCAACACGGCGUAUCUGUACCUGGGCAUGUGGAAGGCGACUUUUGCCUGGCAUCUUGAGGACGUGGACUUGUACAGCAUCAACUACCUACAUUUCGGCGCCCCGAAGCAGUGGUACAGCAUCUCGCAAGCCGAUGCUCGCCGGUUCGAAGCAGCGAUGAAGAACGUGUGGCCCGCGGACGCCAAAGCUUGCGAUCAGUUCCUUCGACACAAAGGCUUCCUCAUAUCUCCACACCACCUGCUCUCACACUACGGCAUCAAGGUCAACAAGGUGGUGUCCUACCCUGGCGAAUUCGUCGUCACGUAUCCGUACGGGUACCACUCCGGCUACAAUCUUGGGUACAAUUGUGCCGAGGCGGUCAACUUCGCGCUCGACUCUUGGCUGCCAAUGGGCAAGAUCGCCAAGAAGUGCGAGUGUGCGCAAGCCCAAGACAGCGUGUGGAUCAACGUGUAUGAAAUUGAGCGCAAGCUACGCGGCGAGGAGACCGAGUACGAGGAAACCGAAGACGAAGAUGAGGACGACGAGGACAUGUCAGGCCUCCCUACUCCACCCGCUAGCCACGGAGUGAAGUUUAAGGACGGCAGCCGUAAGAGGAAGCGAGGGCCGGGAGGCAAGGACAAGAUCAAGGUGAAGAAGGUGAAGCUCCGUCUGAAAACGAGGGCCGAGCCGCCUUGUUGCCUGUGUCCUCACGACAUCUCCGGGCUGGAAUUGCUGCCCACUGAGGACGGCAGAAAAGCCCAUCGACUCUGCGCCCUCUACAUGCCCGAAACGUAUAUCGACAGCGUCGACGACAGCGAAGUGGUGUGCAACGUCAAUGGUAUCCACAAAGACCGACUCGAUCUCAAGUGCCUCCUUUGCCGGUCGAAACGAGGCGCAUGCUUCCAGUGCUCACACAACAAGUGUGCCCGAGCGUACCACGCCACAUGCGCCGCCGCCGCGGGCUGCUUCGUGGAGGAGCAGGAUGUGCCUGUCUUUGGCGAGGACGGUACGGAGUUCAAGGAGCAAGCCUUCGACUUUAGCUGCAGGUUCCACCGAACUCGGCGCGAUAAGAAGCACAAUGCCGAUGUCUUGGAAGCCGACGGCCGUGUUCGUGCUGCGGCAACAUCACUGCAGAAAGGCGAGAUUCGGCAGUUCCAGUAUCUCAAGGGUGAGAUCUUUGCCGGCAUUGUGGUGGAGAAUCGCGAAGAAGAUGAGACGGUCCUCAUCAACGUCCUUCCUACCAGUGAUACCAUUGAGGUUCAGUGGAAAUGGCUUCUACUCCCUGAUCCGGCAGACUAUCGGCUUCCGAAGGCAUCCGCAAAGGCGAUACCCCUACCAGCGUCACGCAAGGCCAAGGACAAGCUCAACACCAAGAGAUUGCAGGAGGACAAGCCCAGGAAAGACGACCCAUUCGUCGAGGGCUAUACCUGGGCCGAAUUCCUGGUGGAACCCGUUACGAACGCGAGCCAGGCCAAAUUGGACCUUUCGAAGCCGGAUCAAAUUUGGUACUACCUGGGUAAGACGUCAACCGACGCGAAGGCGCAGUACACCGAAGACCCGACCAAGCCGCGAUACAAUGCCAAGGGUAACUACCUGGAUACUUUGCCUAAGCCCGCAAAGCCUCCCAAGCCCCCGAAGCCAGCAGCUGCUGUCAAACCCGUGGCUAAGGGCCAGCAAUAUGGCGUAACGGGGAGCUUCCCAUACGUGCCAAACCCUGCGAGCGCUCAAGCUGUCGCCGUACGAUUCGACAAACCUUACGUAUACAAACCGAAGGGCCCGAUCGCCCCGCAGCAGCAAGGCCCUGCGACGCACACGGCUCAAAGAUUCGCCCUGGGGCAAACGAUGCAAUCACCCUCUCCAUCAACCUACUUUAACCAGAAUCACUACGCAGCUGGGCGGGCCUACCAGAACAGUGGCAUGUAUUCUGUCCAGAGGUUUGAGCCCAUGGGCAGCAGCGCCUCACAGACUGGCUCGGCUGCUCCUCAAAAGCAUCAAUACGCGGGAGUGCCGAAUGCACCGCAACCGGCGGUGACACCAGCACAAACAUGGCAGCCGCAUUCUCCUGCUUCCUAUCAGAAGCCUUCACCUGUCCAGCAAAGCCGGCCCAAUUGGCAGGUUCAUUCGUCAGUGUAUCAAAAAUACCCGUUCUUCCAGGUCAACCACAACAGGGACGCUGUUAAGUACCGGACCCCGUACUCACCGUGGGGCGGAUUCACGAACGGGUACGAGGGCGACUUGCGAGCGCACCUGAUGUCACACCAGAACGACCUGCUGCGAAGGCCGACUUUCAGCUCCAUGUCGCCGGGCUUGAAUGGAUCGCCACUGGCGGUACCCAGAUCGCAUCACACCCAACACUUCGCGCGUCCCCUUGAACCGUCGCGGCCGCUACCCUCGCCACAGACCCCCAACCCGAACGGACACUCGAAUGGCCAGAAUGGGUUCAAUUCGCUACAGCCAAAUGUGCAGCAACAACCAAGUGCUGGCCCUUAUAAUGGCAGCGUGCAGAAUCAUCAGCCCAUGACGCAUCAGCCAACACAAGUGCCAAAGCCGAAGCCGGCUCCAACUCCUAAGUCGUAUAAGGUCGGAAUGCCCGCUGCCAUAGGUCCUGUGCUACAGUCUAUGAAGUACUAA
Messenger RNA from Purpureocillium lilacinum, 3885 nucleotides. RefSeq lists its product as uncharacterized. The record is from RefSeq and is a predicted model, not a curated record. Gene Ontology annotation, molecular function: histone H3K9 demethylase activity; histone H3K36 demethylase activity. Gene Ontology annotation, cellular component: nucleus; chromatin. NCBI's taxonomy places the organism in Eukaryota, Fungi, Ascomycota, Sordariomycetes, Hypocreales, Ophiocordycipitaceae. Gene Ontology annotation, biological process: chromatin remodeling; regulation of gene expression.